Messenger RNA from Penicillium oxalicum, 4383 nucleotides. Its product is annotated as transcription factor domain-containing protein. Gene Ontology annotation, biological process: DNA-templated transcription. Lineage: Eukaryota; Fungi; Ascomycota; Eurotiomycetes; Eurotiales; Aspergillaceae. The record is from RefSeq and is a predicted model, not a curated record. The coding region runs from base 1 to 4383 and encodes 1460 amino acids. The transcript has 6 exons. Gene Ontology annotation, molecular function: NADP binding; N,N-dimethylaniline monooxygenase activity; DNA binding.
AUGCCCUCCGUUGCCAGAAUCCACAAGCGCCAAGCCUAUGGCAAGGAUGCUCUUACAUACUAUCCAGUGCUCAUUGUGGGCGCUGGAGAAUCCGGAAUCGCCAUGGGGUGUCGGCUGAAGAAGGCCCUGGGAACUGACCAAUUUCGCAUCUUUGAACGUCAGUCGGGAAUCGGGGGAACCUGGUGGAUUAAUCGAUAUCCCGGUGUCGCUUGCGAUAUUCCUGCAUUACUCUAUUCUUUCUCAUUCGCAACUAAGAAGAAUUGGUCCACCGUUCAUCCGUCGGGCCCGGAGAUUGCUCAAUAUCUGGCCGAUGUCUGUGAGGAGUAUCAGAUUGUCGACAAAAUCCAGUUCCACACCGAUGUUCGCGAGCUUCGGUGGAUCGAAGAGGAUGAAGAGUGGGAGGUGCUGCUGUCUCACUUGGUGCCCGGCAUGGGGGAUCUCUCCUCUUCUGAUCGAGAACAGCUGGUCCUGAAAGAGGGUCCGCGCAGCGUCUAUGUCAAGAGCGAGAUUGUUCGUGCCAAAGUCGUCGUGAGUGGGGUCGGUGGCCUGGUCGAACCCAAGACCUGGCCCAAGAACAUACCGGGCGUGGAAGACUUUGAAGGAGAAAUCAUCCACACAGCUCGGUGGAACAGCGAUGUGGAUCUGAAAGACAAAAAUGUGAUCAUGCUGGGCUCAGGCUGUAGCGCUGCUCAGGUCGUUCCCGAGCUGGUCAAACCCGAGGCCAAAGUCCGUUCUAUCACGCAGAUCAUGCGCACGGCUCCAUGGGUGCAACCCGACCUCUUGCCCCCUCAUCUCCUGGAAUACUGGGAGAGAUGGAUGCCAUCCAUCCUCACCUACGUGCCCGGACUGUCCCAACUGCUACGCAACUACCUCUUCUUGGCUUUUGAAGAGACCUUCUUCUCCAUGUUCACAGAAAGCUCCUAUGGGCGGAAAAAGAAACCGGAGCUCGAGAAGCAGUUUUUGGAUCACAUGCGCAAGGUGGCUCCCAAGCAGUAUCACGACGUGUUGACCCCCAACUACACGCUUGGAAGCAAGCGCCGCAUCAUUGAUGGAACUUGGUACCGCAGUCUUCACUCCCCCAAAGUCACACUGACCACUCAACCGCUGACCCGGGUGCACGCAAAGAGCGUCACGAUCGGACCAGGCCAAGCUUACCCUCCGGGCAAGGAGACAGAGGGCGAGGAACACGAGAUCCCAGCGGACGUGAUCUUGCUGGGCAAUGGAUUCGAGACGAAUCAGUGGCUUCACCCGCUGAAAGUCAUCGGCAAGGGAAAUAAAGAGAUGCAAGAGCUGUGGACAGAGCGAGGGGGUGCUCAGGCGUAUCUUGGCAUCGCCAUGGACCACUGCCCCAAUCUUUUCAUCAUCUUCGGUCCCAAUACCGCUACCGGCCACACCAGUGUCAUCUUUGCCACAGAAAAUGCGGUCAAUUACUCACUGAAAUUCAUCAAGCCCAUCUUGAAUGGCCAAAUCAGCUCAUGGGAGGUCAAAGAGAGUGCAGAGAAAGCAUGGACGAAGCAGAUUCAAGAUCAACUACAAAAGACCGUUUUCCGCCGCGGUAUCUGCUCUAGUUGGUAUAGCACCGCUGAUGGAUGGAAUUCGUCGACGUAUCCUCAGGAGACCCGUCGGGACGCCGAGUGGAAUCACCACGAUGAGUCAGCUGAAAUCCGGGGAAACGGAGAGCCCCGCGAGGAAUCUCUCCGCACUUGGAUUGCUUGCGUAUCCCGUCUUUCCUCGCGCGUGUCAGACAACCCCAACCGGCCUUUUGUGCCACGAUGGCCUCGGAAUCACCUCAAGUGGAAAAAUCCACACCGCGAUCGGGCUCUGGAGAUCGAGAGAGCUCGUUGGCUGCCGAAACGGCCAAGAGGAAAGCGGAACCAGGCAACGGAACACACACGCGCGCAAAGCGGAAUCGUUAUAUUUCCAUCGCAUGGUAUGAUUUGGUGGUCCCCCCCCCCCACGACUUUCACCAACAAGCAAACCACGUUGCUCGUUGUUUCCGACCGCUCUGCUCCGCUCUCAGCUGAGACGCAGUCAGUCAGGAAUAGCAUGGCCUACGACUAUGCUCCGACUUGCCAACAAGCUGGUCGGUUUCCGCUGUCUCCUCUUUUACGGGAUGGGGGGAAGGGGGAGGAGAGCAACGGCGUGAGAUCACCGCUGACGAUCGCCGCUGAUUCUAUAGUAAUGAAUGCAAACGUCGCAAGAUCAAGUGUAAUGGACAAGUUCCGUGCCAGCGAUGCGGUCAUCUCAACCUGGAAUGUGAGCCGCUCCCCACAGUGUGAUGGUAGUCCCAGGACAGGUUGGCGUUUGGUGGCUGCGGAACCAGCCCACUACAGUCCAACGGCUACAAUUCCGAAACUCGACGCUGACACCGUCCCAGGCCGAUAUGCUCCAAACUGCUGUAACAACAAUUUCAAGGAGUCGGACGAAUUUCGGACCAUCACCUCCCAGAUUACAUCUCUACAGGAACAAGUCCAUGGCAUUUUAUCGAGUUUGAACGAGCUGAGAGCCCAGAAGCCGACUUUUGAAGCAACGCCCGUCUUUGAUGACAUCGCUCAGCCGGUCUUUCCCACCUUGCCCGGCGCUGCGCCAAAGACCCAACCUCAACAUCCGCGAUUCCACGGUCCUACAAGUUCCGCGUUCAAUUUUGAUGUUGCCAAAAGUAGCUUGCAGAACAUGGGCAUCAACCCAGCCGACGACGGCAUCGGCGACAAUAUGACGACCGCCCACGUCACGCCCGUGGGCUCUCCACCGCCUCCACGAAUGAGCCAACUGGUCCCGACGAUACAUCCCACGAAAGAUCCGAUAUGGACAAUCCGCCGAGAAGAGGCCGUACGGCUAUGUCAAGUCUACGAAGAAGAAAUCGGAAUGAUGUAUCCGGUGGUGGAUAUUAAGACCGUCAUUGCCCAGGCCAAUCUUUUGUACACGUUCAUAGAAGCUGCCACGAGAACAGGGUUUGCCCAAAGAGGCUUACCAGGCUCGGAUGGUCUUCAUGAUGACAACACCCUUUUGUUGAAACUGAUCCUUGCCGUGACCUUGGUUGUGGAAGGGGGCGGUCGAAGUGACCUUGGUCAACGCCUAUUUCUUUCUGUCAAGCCUGUCAUUGAAUCAAGAUUAUGGGAGCCUCAUGACAUCAAAACUAUCAAGCUCUUUUGCUUUGUGGCAACUUAUCAUUUCCACACCGACGAUGACGCCAUGGCGUAUCGCAUCAUUGGCCUCGCAGCUCGGAUGUGUUUGGAAAUGGGUCUCCAUCGCCGAGAUGCCCUGAUGAAAUCUUUCCCCGACGAGAACCAGCGGAAUGAUGUGGUGCGGCUUUUCUGGUCCGUGUACAGCCUGGACCGUCGUUGGAGUCUGGGGACAGGAUUACCAUUUGUAAUUCAAGAUGAAGAUGUGGAUUCAAACCUCCCAGAACCCGACUCAUCCCUCCUUUAUCUGAAAUGCAUGAUCUCGUACAAUCGCAUCGGCUCCAAAAUCUGGUACUCCGGAUUGGGUUCUGAAGGUACGACGGACAUCAGACGCGAUAGUAUCGGAUAUUUGGACUAUCAGGUCCUGCAAUGGUACAAGCAGGUCCCCGACGAAUUGAAAUUCUAUCCGGUGGAGUCGCCCAAAGACGGAGAGCCUGCAAGCCGAGGACAGAGACGUCUGAGAGUCUUACUCUAUCUGCGGAUGAACCAAUUACGAAUUCUCAUCUACCGACCGGUGCUACACUCCGCGGCGAGUAUCUUGGAAGACCGCGGACAUGCACAGACGGUCGUCGAUGUGGCCAAAGACACCGUGCGAGUUUUGGCACGUCUCAACCAAAUGUCCGACAUUUACCGUACUCAGCAGAUCACCUUCAACUAUUUCCUCGUUGCUGCAUUGGCAGUGCUGUUUCUUGCCGUAUGUCACGCUCCCCACGACUUCAACCGACAGGUUCGAGAUGAGUUCUACAUGGCUUUGGACCUGGUGAACGGGUUCAGCACAAAGUCCUAUGUUUCGAGGCGGCUCUGGAACACUAUCAAGGGACUCCGCAAGAUUGGGGAGAGAUUGGGAGUCUUGGCUCGUCCCUUUGGCUCGGAUGGAAACGAUCCUCAUUCCACGGCAGCCGUGGCGAUGGCCGGGCUUGCGGGCCAUCCCAUCGAAGAUUUGUCCAUGUAUGGGCAGAUGAGUGGAGCCCAGGAGCUGGGCAACAGUCCAUUAAAUGGUCUCCAGAUGUCACAUGAGUUGACGAAUAUUUUCGAGGCGGUUGGGGCCUUUGGCCAUUUUGCUCCGGAUCAUGGCGGCAGUGCCAACAGUAUCAAUGGGUUCCAUGGUGGUGAUGGUGACAUGCGUAACACAGGGGAAGGGCUUUCGGGUAUUCUGGGAGGCGAGGAGGAAUUUUCUCGUGUUAUUCGUGACCUAUUCUAG